This is a messenger RNA of Malaya genurostris, 1037 nucleotides long. It is a transcript of the gene RpL7A, whose product is annotated as large ribosomal subunit protein eL8. Bases 99 to 911 code for a protein of 270 amino acids. Gene Ontology annotation, biological process: ribosome biogenesis. The record is from RefSeq and is a predicted model, not a curated record. The transcript is spliced from 4 exons. Gene Ontology annotation, cellular component: ribonucleoprotein complex. Lineage: Eukaryota; Metazoa; Arthropoda; Insecta; Diptera; Culicidae.
UGGCAAUGCUGAAAAUUCAGGAUGUGACGUCACUGUUGGUUCUUUCCAUCUUGGUUUUUCAAAACACAAGAUCGUAAAUCGUUUCAACACCACGGAAAAUGGUGAACAAGAAGCCAACCAAGAAGAAGGUAGCGGGCAAAAAAGUUGCCGCUGCUCCUCUGGCCGUCAAGAAGGUUGAGGUUAAGAAAGUGGUCAAUCCUUUGUUCGAAAAGCGCGUCAAGAACUUUGGAAUCGGUCAGAAUGUGCAGCCUAAGCGCGAUCUGUCCCGUUUCGUUCGCUGGCCGAAAUAUAUUCGCAUCCAGCGACACAAGGCAGUUCUGCAGAAGCGUCUAAAGAUACCGCCACCGAUUAAUCAGUUCUCGCAAGCAUUGGAUAAGCACACCGCUCAACAGUUGUUUAAACUGUUAGAAAAAUAUCGUCCGGAAAAUCCGAUUGCCAAGAUUCAACGUUUGAAGGCAAAGGCCGAAGCCAAGGCUGCCGGAAAGCCGGAACCACCAGCCAAGAAGACUAAUCAGCUGCGUCAGGGUGCAAAUACCGUGGUUAAACUAGUGGAACAGAAGAAAGCUCAGCUGGUAGUUAUUGCCCACGAUGUGGAUCCGAUUGAGCUGGUCAUCUAUCUGCCCGCCUUGUGCCGCAAGAUGGGAAUCCCGUAUUGCAUUAUCAAGAGCAAAUCCCGGCUAGGAACGCUAGUCUACCGUAAAACGUGCACCUGCAUUGCACUCACCCAGGUCGACAACUCGGACCGGGCGAAUCUGUCCAAGCUGGUGGAAACCAUCAAGACCAACUUCAACGAUCGCUAUGAGGAAAUCCGCAAACACUGGGGAGGUGGUUUGCUUGGCCCGAAGAGUAUGGCCCGCAUCGCCAAGCUCGAAAAGGCCAAGGCGCGUGAAUUGACCCAGAAGACGCUGUAAUGGGAAGGGGUUUGGUUUCGAUGUUAAAUCGAUGGUUAGGUGUGAAACUUUGUCUGAAGCUGUGUUCUGCCGUGUAAGAAACGGCAACGGUUGAGAGAGAAUAAAACCUGGAAAAGCUACACGUAA